Molecule: messenger RNA, 2807 nt
Organism: Daphnia pulex (common water flea)
Lineage: Eukaryota; Metazoa; Arthropoda; Branchiopoda; Diplostraca; Daphniidae
Product: homeotic protein distal-less-like
Exons: 3
Coding region: 532-1818 (428 amino acids)
Biological process (GO): regulation of transcription by RNA polymerase II
Molecular function (GO): RNA polymerase II cis-regulatory region sequence-specific DNA binding; DNA-binding transcription factor activity, RNA polymerase II-specific
Source: RefSeq, a predicted model, not a curated record
AGACACACUCCACCUUUUUUGCCUGGGCUCUCUCGCCCCUGUGUGUGUGUGUGUGUGUAAGUGAAUGGCCAGGCAGUGGAAAACCAGUUGGUUCGCUAACUACCGCCCAGGACGGUCGUGUUGUUGGUUCGUUCCCCGUCAAGUUGAUUUGUUUUAACUCGGCACAAUUUUUUGGUGAUUUCCAUUUUUUCUCUCUGCUCCUGUAACGGAAUACAGUGUCCAUCUCUCGGCGUGUGUCAUCCAUCAACAACAAAUUCUUCGUCUUGAAAUUAUUCAAAAGUUUCAAAAAAAAAGUGAGCGCGAAUAUUUGAAAAGAGCCAAAGAAGAAAAAGAAAAACAACUUCAGUUUUGUUUGAAAAAGUGGUUUAGUGUUUUUGUUUGGUCGACGUUUGACAUCCAUCCGCAACCCUGGAGUCGCCGUCGCCGCAUCAAAUCCGGCGGAAUUCGCCGGUGCCACAUCCGCCGCCGUCCAGCUCUGCAAACAGUUUCAUCGCCAGUCAUUUCAGCAGCAGCGGCGACUACAACAACACAAUGUCGUCGACGACGCCCAAUUCCGUCGGCGCCGGAGAUUGCGACCAGCAACAACAACAACAACAACAACAAGAUCCGUCCAAUUCAUCCGGACAGCAGCAGCAGCAGGCGGCAGCGGCUGCGGCGGCCGCCGCAUCCAAGAACGCCUUCCUGGAACUGCAACAGGCCCACCAGCACCUGGCCAGUCAGGCCGGCAUCGGUCCGCCACCUCCGCACAUGGGCGGAGGUGGCGGCGGCGGCGGAGGGGGGCCGUACGGCAUGAGCCGCAAUCCUUACGGCCAGAUGCAACAGCAGCAUCCGUCGUCCAACAGUUUGAGCGUCAACCACCAGCUGGGCGGCUACCCCUUCUCCCACAUGACGUCACAAAACUCGUACGCCGCAGCGGCGGCCGCCGCCGCCGCCGGAUACCACCACCUCAGUCCUUAUCCGUCGCAAUGUCCAUCACCUCCCAGAGACGAUAAAGAUUCACUGGAAUCGGGAAUUCGGGUCAACGGAAAGGGCAAAAAGAUGCGCAAGCCGCGGACGAUUUACUCGUCGCUCCAACUGCAGCAGCUCAACCGCCGGUUCCAGCGGACCCAAUACCUGGCCCUGCCCGAACGGGCCGAAUUGGCCGCCUCCUUGGGACUCACACAAACUCAGGUGAAAAUUUGGUUCCAGAACCGGCGGAGUAAAUACAAGAAGAUGAUGAAAGCGGCUCAACAGGUCGGCGGAGGUGGUGGCGGAUUAAACGGAAACAAUUCCGCCUCGACGCCGCAAAUGUCGCCGUCCGAAUCGGAAGGAGGAUCUCCCAGUCCGGAAUGCGGAGACGACGGAAGUCUGGGCGGUGGUGGUGGUUACUUACCGCUGGGCAUGGGCCAGCAGCAUCCGCACCAGCAACAGCAACAACAGCAACAGCAUCCGGGCGGAGGAGGAAUGAUGAACUACCACCAACAGCAACACCAGCAGUCGGCCGGGACGCCCGUCAGCGACUUGUCGCCACCUCCGCCGACGUUGCUGGGCCUGUCCGGCGGCGGCGGCGGUGGCGGAAGUCCUCCGCUCUCGUCGUCAACGGGCGGCUCCUGGAUGCACGACACCAAGCCGAGCCUCAUCCAAAUGGGCGACCCGGCGUCGGCUGCCGUCGGCCUGGCCGCCCACCACCACCACCACGUCCAUCACCAAAUCCACCACCAAAACAGUUUGCAGCAGCAAAUGGGAGCGGCGGCUGCGGCCGCAGCGGCCGCCGCCAAUUACGGAAUGCCCUACCCUUGGCAGUACGCCGCCACCAUGAACCAAGGUCUACUCACAUGAACUGAUUUUUCUUAAUUCAUUUAGACACAAAAAACAAAAUUUUUUUAAAAUUCAAUCGAGUUGAGAAAAAUUUUAAAAAUUAAAAAAGCCAAUGGAUAAAAUUUCGUUAAAUGUAAAAGAAAUUUCUUUUUUCUUCAAAAAUCUUGGAUUUAAAUUAUUUAGAAAAAAAAAAGAAAAUUAAUUUUUUUUUCGCGUUCCCUCCCCCUGGAAAACUUUUUUCAAACAAAAUUCGACAACAUUAAAUUGAUUUCUUCGACUACUUUACUAUCCCCCCCACUCCUAUAUACAUAUAAAUAUAUUUACUUUUUUUUCUCGAAUUUCUUUUCUGUGUGCGUGUCCCCCGUGUCUCCCAACUCACUUGUGUGUGUGUCAAAAACAAAAUUAUGUUUAUAUUAUUAAAACAACACAAAAACCAUUCCUCAUCAAAAUCUUUCGACCUUUGUUUUCCCCACUUUGCUCGGGUGCAAUACAAGUCCCCCACCAUGAUGUAAUUUUUACUACCAUGAAAAAAUGUGUACUUGAUAUACGUACAGGACGGACUUGAUUUCAACAUUUUUUUUUAAAUCGUAAAAAAAAAAUUAAUUAAAACCCGAGGGAAAAUUUUUAGGAAAUACUGUAAUAGUACAAUAUUAAUUUUUUUUCUUAAUUUUCAAACGACACCGGGAAACUGUUGGGAUUAAAAAAAAAAAUUAGUUGCGAAUUUUGACCUAAAUAAUUUCAAAUCUCUCCCCCCCCCAAGAAAAUUGUGUGUAAACUACAUUACGUGUAUUUCUUUUCUUCUUUUAUUUUUUGUUGUUGUUAUGAAAUUCGAAAAAAAAAACUUUUUUUUUCAAUUAAAAAAAAUCACAAAAAAAUUUUUUUUUGUUAUCAAAUUUUUUUUUCAAAAGAGAUUCAAACGAGUGAUGUGUGUAACUGUGUAUCAUAGCCGGUCCCUCCUUCAUUUUCAUCCUGUCAUUUUCUUUUGGAAAAAAAAAAAAUGUUCACGACAU